Ogataea angusta is the source of this 1710-nucleotide messenger RNA. RefSeq lists its product as uncharacterized. Bases 1 to 1710 code for a protein of 569 amino acids. Lineage: Eukaryota; Fungi; Ascomycota; Pichiomycetes; Pichiales; Pichiaceae. The transcript has a single exon. The record is from RefSeq and is a predicted model, not a curated record. Gene Ontology annotation, molecular function: ubiquitin binding.
AUGGACCAGCUAGAUAUUCCUAUAGUGGUGUACCCGCCGUUCAAGCUGCGGUCCAGUCUGAUCGACAAGGAUCCCGUGAUUUGGCAGCACUUGCUGGAGACCUAUAUUGACCUGUUUCAAAAGCUGAUCGUCUUUUCGACCAAGAAGGACGUCAAGCUUAGUUUGAAGAGCCAGCAACAAUUGACCGCGUUCAUGAAGGUGUAUCUAUCCGAAACAAGCGAGGAGAGCACUAAGAUCUUUUCUCUCGGGGCAAUUAACCCGGACAUCCUUAAAAACCAGAAACGGCUCAAGAUCGUCGUUUUUCAGUUCAUCAAGAUCUACAACCUGGUUAACCUGAAGCUCGCGGGCGAGUCGGUUUGGGAUUUCUGCAAGGUUUAUUUGCGUCUUGCGUACGAGAAUAUGAAUAUGAACCAGUCGCUGAUCAGUGUGGGAAUCGUGCGAGACCUGGUGGAAGGGAGAGUGAAGUCGAAGAUCACGUCCAAAUCGGACGACGUUUCGCUCGUCAAGUCUCUCCAGGACUAUUUGAAGCUGCGUAUUAGCGAUACCAAAUUUAACCGCAUCGAUCUAGAGACCUUGAGCAUGCUUCUUGGGCAGAAGGUCAAAAAUAGAGGAAGCAGCAAGCAGCGGGUGGUAGCUGGACGCGGACAGCAGGACAGUUUCAGCGAGCGGUUUGUCAACGCUCACUGGGUUGAUAUUUUGGAAACACUGUACAACCGAGGCGACUCGUUGCAUGCUCAGCAGUGUUUUGAGAUUGCGCUUGUCUCGUUUGUCAGUCUGACGUCUGCCAAGAUAAUAAAUCUAGUGAGAGACCUUGGCGUUGUUUCGAGAGCGCAGCUGAUCAAAAAGUAUCCUCUGGUGGCGCGCUUAAUUCUCUCGAGCAAGUUCCAGGACAUGAACCCGGACCUGAGAAACAAGCUCUUCGAAAGCAAGAGUACGUUUGACCAGCACAAAAUACAGAGUCUACUCGCCGUUUUCCCGCAACUCACAGAGGCCCAGUGCAAAACGCUUCUGAAGAAGUACAAAACCGUGGAAGAGGCGAUGAACAAGGUGCUGGAGGGAGAAGAGGUCGAGGAGUAUACGGAAAAAAAGAAAGCCCGUGUCCAGUUUGGAAAAAAAGACUUCUCGCUGAAAGCCGAUAGCAGGACCCAGCGACAAUUGAAAAAGAAGACUCUUGAAAACGCGCUGCGCAUGCUGUAUGAGUCUGCCGAGGACGAGCCGGACGAUACGUACGACGACCAGGAUCUCACCCGAGGAGCAGACAAUCUGGCCAAAGACGAGGAUUAUGAGUCGGACGAGGAGUUUGCAGAGAGCAAGCAAGCAAACCGCGAGAGAGACCAGAGUAUGGAGUCGCUGGACCUCAAGCUUUUGCAGAUCUACAAGUCCAAUCCGGAGGCCUUUGACCGCAGCUCUAGAUACACGAACUACAGAAACCAGCUGAAGAGCGAGCUCAAAUGGACUGACGAACAGCUGGAAGGCUGGGCACGCAUGCUUGAGCGCAAUCCGCGGCGGUUCAAGUUGCUGGAAGAAAAAUUGCUCGAUGUUGGUGGCUCGCUGAACGGAACUAUGAGCCGUACAAAGUUCCAGCAGGACAAGCAACAGGAAAUGGAAAAAAAGGAGGGAACGGCUUCAAAGCCCAAGAAAACUUCCAGGGGCGGCCGCAACAACAGAAAACUCGGCCACGACCGAAAAAUGGCCAAACAGUUUAACUAG